Molecule: messenger RNA, 3151 nt
Organism: Scheffersomyces stipitis CBS 6054
Lineage: Eukaryota; Fungi; Ascomycota; Pichiomycetes; Serinales; Debaryomycetaceae
Exons: 2
Coding region: 648-3032 (794 amino acids)
Biological process (GO): post-transcriptional regulation of gene expression
Cellular component (GO): cytoplasm
Molecular function (GO): mRNA binding
Source: RefSeq, a predicted model, not a curated record
CCACUAACACCUUUGGUGCCGUUACUUGCCCUUGCCCGCCGUCUGCAGCAGACCUACGUUACCACUCCAUCUUCCCCGCCUGACAUCCCCCGCCAAAAGCGUGAAGUCUGUCUGUCUGAUUAUUUUGCAUCUACUCAUCUUUUGAUUUUCCAGCGAGCUUGACUUUGCCAGUUGGUUAUUGAUCCGACCAAGACGUGAAUGUCUUUACAGUAAUCUUUGUCUUUGUAUAUUAACCUCGGAUCCAUAUUCACUGGAUCUAUUCUUGUUCCACGUCUCAAACGCAUACAUCUGGCAAUUCCAGAUCGUCCAAUCACAUCAUCCCUAGAGGAAUCUAACGCCAUACAAACCAGAACUUCAUACUCUGGUUCAGCAUAAAACACAUAAUACCUAGAUCAUAGAUAUCAUUUCCAGAUAGUUACCGGCGUACUAAUUGCGAGCAGAAUCUAUCAUUUCUAUUAUCAGAAUCUUCAAUAUUUGAUCUGAAUCCACAAAUAAGAAUCUUAAUAAACCCUGAUUGAAUACUUGUCCGAUUCUAAAAUAUAUUGGUAACUACUAUUGAUCUAAUACUGUUAAAAGAUAUCAAUAAUCUUCAACUAUUCAUCACCACUGUACCAUAUCUGUACACUAGUACUUGCAUAUUAAUCAUAAUGACAAACUUACAGUCGCGUUCUGCUUCUCUUUCUACUACCGUUGACGACUCGUCUAUUGUGUCCAGUCCUCCUGCUGCUCUUCCUUCGUUUGGUACCAAGCCAAGCAUGAGAUCUGCCUCAAUCGGCUCGUCUUUCUUCCACAAAGACACGCCCAACUUCUUUGGUUCUAAAUCGGCUGCUGUUGCUGAUACAUCCUCUGGAUCUAUUGAAGAAAAAGAAUCGUCGAAUGCCGUUCUUCCUACGGCUGGUUCGAAUGACUUGGAUAUCGUGGGUGCCAUCGGAAAUCUCGACUUGGAUGACGAUUUUGCUGUAGACUCGAACGAGGCUCUUUCCCAAGGUCAUCCUUCCAAGUCCACCACUCCUUUUCUGCAACAAUCAACCUUUUUGUAUGGGGACAACGUGAACAGUUACCAGUUCUACCACCCUCAUUACCCUCCGCCACCUCACCAAGGCUCGUUGACACCUAACCCCUCUCUUGGAGGCUUUGCUCCUACUACCUUUGGAGCUUCAAACACGCCUUCCUCUACUUGGAACAACUCGUUCAUUCCUUCGUCUGCUCCUCCAUUUACUUAUAACAACGCUGGAAACAACGGUAACAAGGAUUUGGCUGCAGAUUUGCCCUCUUUUGUCAAGUCUUUUGAACUUCCUUCGACUGACGAAUCUGAAUCUGGUUCAGGCAAUGAUAAGAACGCCGACAAGAGCUCUAACGCAUCUAACUCUGCCAAUGUCAACUCCAAUGUAGCCCUUUUCUCCUCUCCUUUUGGCGGAAUCUUGGACUCCCAACUCCAUUUUAUGCCUACUGCCAAUCUUUCUGGCGGCCACAUGGUCAACGACAAGAACGGUGAAUCUGAAAACGACUUGGGCUUGCUGGAGAAGGGCUCCAGCAACUUCCAGGGAUCUUCUCCUCUUGACUUCAAUUCCCACCAGAUGAACGUUAAGAAAGGAGGCUACGACUUAGCUGGUGUUCCUCCAUUUCCUACAGGUUUGAACGACAACUUAUCGAUGCUUCCCAACGUAAUGGGUCAUCCUGGAGCUCCGGGAGGCCCCAUGCCCAACAUGUGGAACCAGCAGAUGAUGAAUUCUCAGUUGCACCCCACAAAUAUGAGAAACACCUAUGACGGCAGAGGCAUGGCUCCUCCACCUCCUCCUCAGAGCGGAAUGCAUCCUAACCAUCACAUGAUGGGCCAAUUCAACAACGGUGCCAACUCAGGAACUCGUGGAAACAGCAAUAGCAGCGGCAACCACCACAAUGGCCGCCACCGUGGCAAUUACAUGAACGAUGGUAUGAAUGUCCAUCGCAAGAUGCACAACAGCAUCAACAGUAGCAAUGGCCACGGCAGAAGAAAAGGCGACGAUGCUUCAAAGUAUGCCAAUGCCAAAUUGAGUGAUUUUACGGGCGAGAUCUUCUCGUUGUGUAAAGACCAGCAUGGUUGUAGAUUCUUGCAACGUCAGUUGGACUUGGGCCGUGAAGUUGCAGAAGGCAGGAAUACCGAUUCUUCUGUCUUGUCAAACGACAUUGCUGCCACUAUGAUAUUCAACGAAAUCUACUUGAAAAUUGUUGAAUUGAUGACGGAUCCGUUCGGCAACUACUUGAUUCAGAAGUUAUUUGAGAACGUUUCCGUAGACCAGAGAAUUAUCUUGGUCAAAAACGCCGCUCCUGAGUUCAUUCGUAUUGCAUUAGAUCCACACGGUACGAGAGCUUUGCAAAAGUUGGUGGAGUGCAUUUCUACCGAAGAGGAGUCGAAGUUGAUUAUUGGUUCCUUGAGCCCUCAUAUUGUAUCUUUAUCGAGAGACUUGAACGGUAACCAUGUAGUACAGAAGUGUUUGCAGAAGUUGAAGCCGGAAGAGAACCAGUUCAUCUUCGAAACAGCAUCAUUGCAUUGCAACGAAAUCGCUACUCACAGACACGGCUGUUGUGUCUUACAGAGAUGUUUGGACCACGGCAACUCGGACCAACGUAGGCAGUUGUCGUUAAAGGUGGCUGAAAAUGCCACCAACUUAUCGCUUGACCCAUUCGGCAACUACGUAGUUCAGUAUGUCUUGUCCAGAGGUGACGAGGGAUCGAUCCAGAUCAUCAUGGAUCACAUCAAGUCCAACAUCAUUUCUUUAUCGCUCCACAAAUUCGGUUCCAACGUCAUUGAAAAGUCGUUGAGAAUCAACAAGUUGACCAACACCUUGAUCGACGUCUUGUUGAAGCACCAGGACAGAUUCUCGGACAUGUUGAAUGACGCCUUUGGUAACUACGUGUUGCAAACCAGUUUGGAUGUAGCCAAUCCGCAGGACUUGAACAGCUUGUCUCAAGCGUUGCAGCCCUUGUUGCCCAAUAUCAAGAAUACUCCUCAUGGCAGAAGGAUUAUGACCAAGAUCCAGAGCAUUAUGUGAGGUUUGCUUGUUGUGCCAUUUUUGUCUUGACGAAAGUCUUGCUUGUUUAUAUAGCUGUAUUUUAGACUGUACAUUAUACGGAAGCAUACUAUGUAUGAUUAAUAUAAUUAUGAUAGCGU